Messenger RNA from Onychostoma macrolepis, 3163 nucleotides. RefSeq lists its product as uncharacterized. The transcript is spliced from 10 exons. The record is from RefSeq and is a predicted model, not a curated record. The coding region runs from base 268 to 1980 and encodes 570 amino acids. Gene Ontology annotation, biological process: immunoglobulin mediated immune response; production of molecular mediator involved in inflammatory response; cytokine-mediated signaling pathway. NCBI's taxonomy places the organism in Eukaryota, Metazoa, Chordata, Actinopteri, Cypriniformes, Cyprinidae. Gene Ontology annotation, molecular function: protein binding; cytokine receptor activity. Gene Ontology annotation, cellular component: membrane; external side of plasma membrane.
ACUUCUGUCUGACGGGAGUCCGUGGAACUGCAGAACUGCGGUGUGUGUUCCAGGAAACUUCGAUACGCCCUUAAGGGCGCCUUCCAUGUUGCGAAUAGGGAAGCAUUUGUUAGAUUUAGCCUACCUGGGGUUUUUGGUUUUUGUGACUAAAACCGUAUUUAACCGUUUUUAAUUUGCCUACUGAGUGGUUCGUAAACUUUGUUUCUUUUAUUUUUACUUAUUGGAAGAGGCGAGGGACUGUUAAAAACAGUAAAAAGGACGUACAGGAUGUUUUCCACAUUUGUUAAGUGUCAGAUCAUCCUCACACUCAUCUGCCACGCAUUUUGUUACGAGCCCACAAAGGAGGACUUGAAGUGUUUUAAUGACUAUGAGACAGAAAUGAAAUGCAGUCUCUCCACUGACCGUCUCAAAAGCUGCUCUGGAUACAAGCUCAACAUCACACAUACAGAAUCCAAUAUGUUAGAAAGCAUGCACGCAUGUAUCUUUGAGAGAAGUCCUCACAGUGACAACUGUGAGUGCAAAAUUAAAGUGCAAGGGUUUGUUGUAACAGAGAUCUUCAGUACUACACUUCUGGAAGGAACAAAUGUUUUAUUAAGCAAAACAUUCCAGACUGAACACUUCAUCAAACCGAAAACUCCAGUCUUAUCAGUGCAAAAUACUGAAAAUGGAAACUUUAAUGUAUCUUGGGAUGACCAGUAUAAAAUAAGUGAUUUGGUAGGAAGAACUUUUUUGGAAUACUUGAGAAUAAAUCUGACCUAUGGCAUCAAAGGAGGACUUGAAAAUACAUCCAAGACAAUGCCGAACACUGUGGGAUCCUUUGAAAUUGUGGGCAAAAAUCUCCAGCCAAAUACCAACUACAUUCUGACAGCAACAAUGAGCACAGACUAUAAUGAUCAUCAUGUAUCUAGUGACCAGAGCGCACCAAUUGAGUUCACCACCUCCUCAUCCCCAAAUGAAAUAGCCAAAAUGGUGAUUCCACCUCUCUGUUUUGGUUUAAUCAUCAUCAUUUGUAUUAUCUUCUUCUGCAUUUUGAGAAUGAAGACGAACUGGUGGGACAAAAUCUCCAAGCCAAAAAUAGAUUCCAAAGUUGGAGAGGAGAAGGGUCAUAUUUUGCCUUCAUCUGUUAUGAAGUUCUCUCCAAUCCAUGUAGAGAUUCCAGAUCUAGACCUUCAGGACGAUAAGAAAUUGAUCUCAGCAUUAUUAGUAGAUACAAACAAUGAGAAAAGUUCCCACAGUGUUGAGUCAGCGCCAGUGGAUUACGGCCAGGCUGGCUCUGGUAGCCCUGAAGAGAACAUCAGCACCAUUAACAUCACAUCACGUGUCCAGCAUGCCUUGCAUGAGUUGUUCAAAUUACCUCCAAUCACAAACAACCCAUCAAUAUUAUCCUCCUACAAUCAGGUUACUACGAGCAGGUCAGACAAGAGUGUUAACGGUAUCAGUUCCUCAAGAGAACGCAACCGUGCAAGCCAAGAUUCGGGCAAUUGCUCUGGCUCAUCGGUUUUCAGCAAUAUGUCAUAUUUGGAAUCAGCCACGAGUGAUUCUUUAUUCCUGGAGCAGCUGAAGAGGGAAGUUUCAGACUCCUAUACAAGAGAUAGCCAGUUAAACUCUCCCACUAUUGAUACUCUGGAAGACGAAUAUCAGCAUGUCAGCAGUGUUUUGGAAAAGGGAAAUGAUGCAGAUGUUCGUGUGAACCUUUCAGAUGAAUCUUUCAUGAAAAAUCUCAUCACCAGCACAAAUCCACUCUAUCCUCCUUUGAUUCUGUAUGAUGGCAGCAUCACCCCAAGUGAUGAAGGAUAUCAGGCUUUUCAAGGCUUAAUAAAGAGCACAGAAGGACAGUUGAGCACGAGCGUCAGUACUGAACAAGCACUUAAUGCAUGUGGAGCUUUGAAAUUCCCCCAGAGCACUGGCCAAGAUCCUUGGGCCACUUCUUUGCAUUUUCCACCCAUUAUUCAAAUGGAAAGUUCAUAUCAGUGUGUUUAACUGUGCUCUAAAAGCAAAUGAUAAGUACAUGCCUGAAAAAUUGAAUUCAUUUUUGCAUGUAAUGUCAACAGUUACAAUGAAUCAUUCCUUUGAAAGUAUGACCAGUAAGAAGAACCAUGCAAACUUUGUCCAUUGUUUGUUUAGACGCAGAGCCAAGGUUUUGAACUUAGGUUGUGUCAGCUAUUUCUACAGAAAGAUGUUGAAAAGUGCCUUAAAAGGAUACGCCACCCAUUGAAAUGAUCUCAUGCCAUCCCAAAUGACUUUCUUCUGUGAAACACAAACAAAGCUUUUUAAAGGAAUAAUCCAUCUCAGUGAGUCUAUAUAAUGCAAGUUUAUCUUAGUAAAUGAUGAGAGAAUAUUCAUUUUUUGGUGGAGUAUCACUUUAAAUGCCUGUAGGGAUCAUGUACAGUAAUUAUUCUUGUUAUUCAUACUUCUAUAUUACUCUUAUGUAACACAAAAUGUCAAAUGUGAAACUGAGUCAAAUUUGCAAAUGCAAAUUUUAAAGGCAUGAUAACAAGACAGUUCUUAUUCUGUUUAACUAUGCUGUAAAAACAAAUAAUGGCUAUGUUUACAUUUUUAACUAUUGAUCUCUACAGUUGCAAUGAAUAAUUUCUUUGAAAAUAUUACCAGUAAUAAGAAACUUUGGAGGAUUCCCUCUUUCAACAAUAAGGGCUUAUACAGCGACUUAAAUACACUAGGAAGUCAUGUAUUAUUUUUCUUGGCAUUCACAUUUGGCAUUUGCUAAUGGCAUUAUUGCAUGGUCUGUGGCUUCAUUACAGGGCCUGUGCUUGCUGUCUCAGUCUGUAAAUUGAACUUGUGUUUUUCUGUAGGCUGUUUCAACAACAAAAAAAGAUAUUUGUAUAUAGGAUGCAUUUAAAUGUAGAUGACUCUGUAAUGUUUUUUUUGUUUUGCUAUCAUCAACAGGACAAUGGCUUGCUUCUCAAAAACUCCUCACAUCUCAUUAAGUUCACAGACAGUUAUUGUCAGCCCGUGUACAGUAACUGUGUUGUCAAACAGAUGAUUGGUAUGUGUAUGACACAUUUCAUUAUUUUUGUAUGUAAUCUAAAGUUGUUCCACCUACACUAUGGUAUUCUAACAAAAAUUAAAGCACUUCUCAAUAAGAGCAAUGUAAAUACAUGCCUUUGUUUCUGCAUUUGUAAAAUAAAACCUCAGAAAUUUGAAA